Messenger RNA from Ornithodoros turicata, 2453 nucleotides. RefSeq lists its product as uncharacterized. The transcript is spliced from 13 exons. NCBI's taxonomy places the organism in Eukaryota, Metazoa, Arthropoda, Arachnida, Ixodida, Argasidae. The coding region runs from base 333 to 2453 and encodes 706 amino acids. The record is from RefSeq and is a predicted model, not a curated record.
GGACUAUCGCAUCCGGGAACGUGUGUAUGAGACCCAUACCAUAAUGUUCGGUAUCAUUUCACAAUCUAGUUGGCCAAAUUUCUCUUUCGAGAACGCCGUACAUAUUGAGUAAACGAAUUUUAAAUAUUCCCGCCGCCUCUGAAGCUAAGGAAGCCCAGCGAUAGUAACAUCAUGAUGACGUAACGCAGCCGCACGAAUGGGAGGGCUGCGCAGACGACAGUCUCCGAGCUCGUCUGCUUCGGGUUUGAGUCGCCAUCGUCGCCAUUUACCUCGCGAAAAGUCAUCGAUAAAUACGCCGACUUCCGCUUGUGAUUGCGAGUUCUGACGCGACCAUGUCGCGUGAAACACGGUGUUACGUUCCUGGGUGUACGAACACUUCGGGCUCUAACCCAGAAGUGACAUUCCACAAGCCGAGGGACAGUGACACGAAGCGAAAAUGGGAGGCAGUAGUCGCCAGCAGACAUCCUGACGUACGAGGAGAAAUACAUGUGUCCCGCGUUUGUUCUUCACACUUUGCGGAGGAUGCGUACAUGGAAACGGAUGUUCUACAAAUCCGACUUGGAGUUCCGAAACGAAAGCGGCUGAAGGCUGACGCCGUGCCCACAAUAUUUCCGGAACCAACUCGGCCGCGGUCUGCUGAGGUCCAGUCCACCAGCUUCACUGAAGCCAGUGCAAGUGACGUGGAAAGGAUGGAAUCAGCAAGCGAUGCGGGUGAAUGUUUCAGCCUACAACAAUCCAUGUCAUCAGCGGGUCCGGAAAAUGUGCUAGUGCUGGAUGGACUGCCCCUUGAACCAUUUGUGCCCUACCAGAUAGUCAGCCAAUAUGGGUUCCAUUACACAUUAGUACCGCACAAGCCAGAAUCUGUAGCGGAAAGGGUUCAGGACAAGGAAACACAAACAGCUAUUCCGACAUCCACGCUUGGCACUCAAACUGGGUUCCACAUGCAAAGUAGGGAAAGCCAGACAGGCAUGAGCCUUCCCCCUUCCAGCUCCCUUCUGUUGACAUCAUCUGAACUAGCAACUUGGUGUCCAGAAGACAGCAACAUUGAAAGCGUGGAGGUCUCUGCAGGACAGGCUUCCAUGCAGCAUAUAGGUGCACCAGCAUUUGAGGAACUGAUGCCAACAGAUAUGCUUUACAUGCCUCUUUCGCCCGUCCACUGCUCCACCCCAGCUAGAGAAGAACUUGAUACAACCUUGGGAUCUACAUGCCAGCCUGAUCCGAAGGACGUGACGGUCCACUCAUCUGAAUUAACAGAGGGAUCAGAGACUGAAGAUGACGAAUAUGAGAAGGAACAUGAGGGACAUCAUUCUAAAUCCCAUGUGCAUCGAACGCUAAAUCCAGAGGAACGUCUCUUCCUGGUGGCGGAGUCAAGUCUGCGAGAGCUCCUGUCACAGUGUCCUUGUGGCAGCAGCGAUGCUGAAACAGACAUCACAACAAGGGGCACAUGGCUGAGAGCAGCAACAGCUUGCAGCUGUGGGAAACUGCGUACAUGGUCCAGCCAGCCUUGGGUGGAAGACAGACCACUCGGAAACAUUCUGCUCUGUAGUGCGAUUCUGUUUUCCGGCGUGAACAUAACCAAGGCAUUUCGUAUGUUUGCCAUGAUGAAGGUGCCAACACUGACUUUGUCGCAGUACUUCAGAACACAGAAACAGCACCUCUUUCCUGCCGUGAAUGAUGUCUUCCUGAGCAGACAAGCUGAGCUACUGGACCGGCUCCGCCCAGUGCCCCUGACCCUUGCGGGAGAUGGCAGAUGUGAUUCGCCAGGCCACACAGCCCUCUAUGGCACUUACACACUGCUUGAGACAGUUGCCAAUAGGAUCAUCCACUUUGAAUUGGUCAAGUCAACAGAAGUCUCAAGCAGCAAUGCCAUGGAGGUACAUGGUCUAAAGAACUGCCUUGCCUACCUUGAAGCACAUGACAUGGUUGUGGACACCAUAGUGACUGACCGCCACACUGCAAUAAAGUCUGUGUUAAGGGAAUUGUGUCCACACAUCAAACACCGUUUUGACGUGUGGCACGUUGCGAAAGGGAUCAAGAAAAAGCUUGUGUCUCUCAGCCGCUCCACAAAGCACCACGUUGUGAAGUUCUGGAUAGAGAGCCUUAUCCGACACAUAUACUGGUGUCCAAAGUACAGUGGGGAAAGUGGUGACCUUUGUCUGGCGAAGUGGGUAUCGGCAGUGAACCACAUUGUCGAUGUCCAUGAGCAUGACAACCCACUGUACCCAGUUUGUUAUCAUGGCCCAGUUUCAGAACCACGAGAAUGGCUCAAAGAAGAUAGUGAGACGUACGCAAAGGUCAAGGACAUCUUGACAGCACCCGCACUGCUCAGGGAUGUCCCUAUGCUUUCUGCAAAACAACAGACAUAUGGCCUGGAGUCAUACCACAGUGUCCUGAACCACUUUGUUCCGAAAUCCUAUUCGUUUUUUGAUGAGGGGAUGGUGGCCAGGUAUUAA